AACACUUACUUCCAAUAUGGCGGACAUGAUGAACCUGUUGUAACUAGUUUACUGUCAAAUAUGAUUUGAUUUAUUUUAAAGGGUAAAAUGGCAGAAGAAAAAGAUACCGUUAAGGAAAAAGAUUUACAACUAUCAACAAAUGAUAGUUCUAUUGAGGAUAAAAAAGAUGGAGGCAAUACAGGAAGUACAAAGGAUCCAACAAAAGAUGAUGGUGACAAGCAAGUAGGUGCUGGAAAUGAGACAUCACACGAUUUACAGUCGACUGAUAGUGGUAUAGCAUCUAGUGAGGAAAGUUUAGAAAAUGGAGAAACACAACAUCCUGACUCUGCUGAUGGAGCUGAAAACCAGGAAACACAAGACAAGGCUGUAGAUGAUGAUGAUGAGGAGGUAGAUUUAGGCGACCUGACACAACUUGACAGUGAUAGUAGAAAUGCAUUGUUUGAGAGAGGCCUUACUUAUGACAAAGACGGCAAGAAGAACUGUGCCCUGAAGUGUUACAUGGGCUGUUUAAAGAACCUCCAGUCUGACAGCCGCUUUCCAUUGCUGCCACAGUGCCUACGAAAUAUUGCUGAUCUAUUUUACCAAAAAGAUGAAUUGGACAAGGCCGUCCACUUUAUACAAGCUGAGAAAGUGUACUACGAGACUGCCUUAAUAGACACGACGGAAAUUCAGGCAAGACUAGAAGAAGCUGAGAAGACGACAGAAAGUGGAGAGAAAAUGGACCAGAAUAUGGACACUGUCCGGGCUGAAGAAUAUGAGCAUCUGGCAAAACUGUGUUUGGAUAAGGAUCAACCACAACUGGCUUUGGAAUAUGCAGGCAAGGCAACAAAGAUACGCCAGCAGUUGUUAGGUGACAGCCAUCCUGUCACGGUACAGAGUCUGGACUUCUUUGCAUCAGUGUACGCUAAAGUGGGCCAGGAACAGUACCAAGAGUCUAUGAAGAAACUCAGUGGUAGUGAGGGGGAUGAGAAUAAUGAAAACAACGACGCCACAUCACCUGUGUCUAUACUUCGCAAAAGAAAGACAGGGGAAAAGGAAGAGAAGAAGGUCCGAUUUGAUGAAUCUCUAGUCCAGAAUCAGGAGCAGGAUCAAGAAUCGGACGAAACAUUGGCGAAGAAUGUAUUGUGGGCACUACUGAUAAUCUGCUGUGUACUACUUGUGGUGUUGGCCUCCUAUCUGUACUGCAAACUCAAUCCAAACUCUGUCACCUGUGGCAGCAUCCGUACCAGUAUCUACUAUACCUACAUGAGAAUGAAGUAUUUCUACUACCACUACAGCAGUUCUGCUGAAGGCACCAAGUACACCUAGAUUCUUCUCUCAACAAAAUACAUUGAAGCUGUAGGGUUCUUCAAAUAAGUUAUAAUUAUAACUUAAACUGUAUUCUUCACCUAUCAGGACACAUGUAAUAAAACAUUGAAUAUAACACUGACUUCACUAAAUAUUGACCCAUACUGUAUUGGUCAUCCGCUGGACAUGACAGAUCAUGACGUAGAUGUUAGGUGUUCUAUUGAUCCUAUCACAGCCAUCUUGUGCUGUUUUACAAUGAAUUAUGAAUGUAUGUGGUGGGAUCCAUGUGUCCCUAACAUCCAUGGUCAUACAACAUGUCUAGGGUGUGUGGUACAUGUGUAGCAAGAUAGAUGACUAUAGCAUGUGUGUAGGGUGUGUGGUACAUGUGUACCGAGUAUACAUAGUUGUACAAUGUAUGUGGGGUACAUGUGUACCGAGUAUACAUAGUUGUACAAUGUAUGUGGGGUACAUGUGUACCGAGUAUACAUAGUUGUACAAUGUAUGUGGGGUACAUGUGUACCGAGUAUACAUAGUUGUACAAUGUAUAUGGGGUACAUGUGUACCCAGUAUACAUAGUUGUACAAUGUAUGUGGGGUACAUGUGUACCCAGUAUACAUAGUUGUACAAUGUAUGUGGGGUACAUGUGUACCGAGUAUACAUAGUUGUACAAUGUAUGUGGGGUACAUGUGUACCGAGUAUACAUAGUUGUACAAUGUAUGUGGGGUACAUGUGUACCGAGUAUACAUAGUUGUACAAUGUAUGUGGGGUACAUGUGUACCGAGUAUACAUAGUUGUACAAUGUAUGUGGGGUACAUGUGUACCCAGUAUACAUAGUUGUACAAUGUAUGUGGGGUACAUGUGUACCCAGUAUACAUAGUUGUACAAUGUAUGUGUGGUACAUGUGUACCCAGUAUACAUAGUUGUACAAUGUAUGUGGGGUACGUGUGUACCAGUUAUAUACAUAGUUGUACAAUAUAUAUGUAAGGUGUGAAGUACAUGUGUACCCAGUAUACAUAGUUGUACAAUGUAUGUGGGGUACAUGUGUACCAGGUAUACAUAGUUGUACAAUGUAUGUGGGGUGUGAAGUAUGCGUGUACAAGUUACAUUGUUGUAUGAUUUAUUAAUGGUACAUUUGUGCUCAUUUGAUAGAGCUUUGUAAUUUUUUAACGUCCAUAUUUAUUUUAAUUCAUGGAUGAUUAUCUAUGAAAUGUCUGUUAUCUAUUGUAUAAUGCUGUUGACAAUAAUUAGAUAAUUGUUUAAUAUUUUGUUUACAUACUGUUGAUCGGUAUGCUUUUGAAAUGAUUGAGUGCAAUUAUUUCCUAUAAGUUGUAUUUAUAAAUUGUAAUUGUAACAGAUGGCCCAGAUUUAUAAUGUGAUAUGAAUCUGAUAUUUAUUGAUUACGAGUCCCACUGACCCUUAUAUUGUUUACAGAAGGGUUUGUGUGUUGAUUUAGGAGAUACUGGUUACGCAGAUGUUGAUUGUUAGAUUUAAGAAGAUACAUUUGUCAAGCAUUUUUAAAAUGUAUUUAUAUGAGGUGACAAGUGCACUUUCUCACAAGCGUUGACAUCAAGACACUUUCCUACCUGUGGGUGGUAGCAAUAGUCUUGUUGAAGUUUGAUUCAUAUUAUUCGAAAUUUUUUAUCUGAUCUUAUGAAGACUUGUGUGUAUGAAUAGCAAUAUGGAUUGAAAUUGGGAUGAGGAAAUGAUCGCACUACUAAUGAUUUCUGCUACAUAGAUUGUAUAAGGGUUAUCUCCCUUACAAUGCUCCAUACUAAACCAUGUGAUUAUGUGAUAUUUUACAAUGGAGAUAUUGUUUUGAUUCUGUAUAUAAAAUUUACUGUAGUUAGGAACAAUACUAUUGUGUUACAUUUAUAUCUGAGAACACUUACAAACUUUUUGAUCUAGGUAAAAAUAAUACAGUAAAUCCACAGACUUAUAUUGUAAGAGUAGGUAUAGAUCUACAAUUAUUAAUACAAGUCUGUGGUAAAACUUAAAGUUCACUUACAUUCAUUUAUUAAUAAAAAUAAUAAGAACUAUGUCAUAUAGUCUGUGAUACAUAAAUUUUGCUUGUUUUAUUCGUAAAAGUUCCUUUAGAUAUCACAGUUAUUUUCAAUGUAGAAUAUAUAUGUUCAUUUGUCAUUGUGAUCAUGCUGUUUUAAUUGUAUGUUAGACAAGUAGACUGACUAUAUAGAGGCUCUCACUCUAUACGUUACCUAGGAAUACUGUCUGGGGAAUAUCGAGUGUCUCCUUACCUAGGAAUACUGUCUGGGGAAUAUCGAGUGUCUCUUUACCUAGGAAUACUGUCUGGGGAAUAUCGAGUGUCUCUUUACCUAGGAAUACUGUCUGGGGAAUAUCGAGUGUCUCUUUACCUAGGAAUACUGUCUGGGGAAUAUCGAGUGUCUCCUUACCUAGGAAUACUGUCUGGGGAAUAUCGAGUGUCUCUUUACCUAGGAAUACUGUCUGGGGAAUAUCGAGUGUCUCUUUACCUAGGAAUACUGUCUGGGGAAUAUCGAGUGUCUCCUUACCUAGGAAUACUGUCUGGGGAAUAUCGAGUGUCUCCUUACCUAGGAAUACUGUCUGGGGAAUAUCGAGUGUCUCCUUACCUAGGAAUACUGUCUGGGGAAUAUCGAGUGUCUCCUUACCUAGGAAUACUGUCUGGGGAAUAUCGAGUGUCUCUUUACCUAGGAAUACUGUCUGGGGAAUAUCGAGUGUCUCUUUACCUAGGAAUACUGUCUGGGGAAUAUCGAGUGUCUCUUUACCUAGGAAUACUGUCUGGGGAAUAUCGAGUGUCUCCUUACCUAGGAAUACUGUCUGGGGAAUAUCGAGUGUCUCUUUACCUAGGAAUACUGUCUGGGGAAUAUCGAGUGUCUCUUUACCUAGGAAUACUGUCUGGGGAAUAUCGAGUGUCUCCUUACCUAGGAAUACUGUCUGGGGAAUAUCGAGUGUCUCUUUACCUAGGAAUACUGUCUGGGGAAUAUCGAGUGUCUCUUUACCUAGGAAUACUGUCUGGGGAAUAUCGAGUGUCUCUUUACCUAGGAAUACUGUCUGGGGAAUAUCGAGUGUCUCCUUACCUAGGAAUACUGUCUGGGGAAUAUCGAGUGUCUCUUUACCUAGGAAUACUGUCUGGGGAAUAUCGAGUGUCUCCUUACCUAGGAAUACUGUCUGGGGAAUAUCGAGUGUCUCUUUACCUAGGAAUACUGUCUGGGGAAUAUCGAGUGUCUCCUUACCUGGGAAUACUAUCUGGGGAUUAUCGAGUGUCUCCUUAUCUGACUGUGUAUAACAAGAUUUACAACCAUACUGCUUAUAUACCUGACAACCCUCCAUUUUGGGGGUAGCUUUUAUCAUUAAAACACUUUUGAUUGUC
Messenger RNA from Pecten maximus, 4651 nucleotides. RefSeq lists its product as uncharacterized. Gene Ontology annotation, cellular component: transport vesicle; plasma membrane; trans-Golgi network. Lineage: Eukaryota; Metazoa; Mollusca; Bivalvia; Pectinida; Pectinidae. The record is from RefSeq and is a predicted model, not a curated record. Bases 88 to 1308 code for a protein of 406 amino acids. Gene Ontology annotation, molecular function: connexin binding. The transcript has 11 exons. Gene Ontology annotation, biological process: positive regulation of Golgi to plasma membrane protein transport.